Molecule: messenger RNA, 151 nt
Organism: Funneliformis mosseae
Lineage: Eukaryota; Fungi; Glomeromycota; Glomeromycetes; Glomerales; Glomeraceae
Source: the annotation of a GenBank genome assembly
GUCCUUAUGUGUCGUCCGAGAGUUGGUUGAAAUGCUCUCCUGUCAACCAGGCAAGAAAUUCGGUGUCGUGACGGGCCUUCUCGAAGGAAUAGUUAUUCCUUGUGCUAUAGAGGAUGUCCUCACCGAUAGAGCGAAUUUAUGUUCAGAUUGA